This is a messenger RNA of Schistosoma turkestanicum, 616 nucleotides long. The record is from the annotation of a GenBank genome assembly. NCBI's taxonomy places the organism in Eukaryota, Metazoa, Platyhelminthes, Trematoda, Strigeidida, Schistosomatidae.
AUUUCUACUUGUUUCACAAAUAAUUAUUUACUGUUGUUUAAGUGAUUGCCAAUUAACAAAAAAGCGAAAUUAUUAUAUGCUGCCCAAUGUGUAUACAUUUUGUGAAGCUAACAGAUUUUGUUAUGAACAAGGAUUGUCAGUCGGUAAACGUUUAAAACUACCAGUGUCUAAAGAUCUACCAUAUAUUCUUGGAAAUACAAAAUUGGAAACAUUUUGGUUAGAAUAUAAUGCAUUAUUUACACCACGUAUGAAUGAUUCAGUCAGAUGGCAAUAUCACAGUUCAUCAGUCGAAAUAGCUGAUCUCCAACAAACGAAAAAUAUAAAUUUCCCAUUAUCUGGCAGUGAAAAUGGACCUUAUUGUAUGAUUCACACUGAAGGAAGCAUACUGAAAGGAGUUCACUGUAAUAGUGUUAACCAUGUUAUUUGCAUUGAAGCGAACAUACAUGUCAAACAUUUGUCAGGCAUUGAUUCAUCAAUUUUAUUGAAGAAAUUCACCAUUGAGCAAGAGGUUAAGUCAACCUAUGUGUCAAUGCAUAAUCAGACAGAUGGCUGUUAUGAACUGUCCACAAAACAAUGUUUAUAUAGUUGCAUUUUACAGUGGGUUUCAACUAAAUAA